Molecule: messenger RNA, 1036 nt
Organism: Rotaria sordida
Lineage: Eukaryota; Metazoa; Rotifera; Eurotatoria; Philodinida; Philodinidae
Source: the annotation of a GenBank genome assembly
CAAGUUAUAUUUAAUGAAGUGCAAGAAAAAUACGUGCUUAAUAUCGAGUCUUAUUUGCUUCAAUUAUCACUCAACUUCAGAAGAUUCACCAAAGCAAUGGAUCAAGAUUAUCCAAAUCUACAAGAACAUUUGAAGAUUGAAAUUGAUAAUAUGCGAACAACUUGGGAUGAAUUGAAAGCGAUGUACGAGAAUGAAAUCCAUCGGAUUCGAGAUUUCGUAAAGGCUAUCCGUCGCGGUGAAAUCGAUCAGAGUAAGAUUCCUGACGCAUUGAAUAAUGAUCAAACAGGAACGUUGCUAAAGAUGAUAAACGAUUUCACUGAUCAUUUGAAAACGAUGAACAAAAAGGAGCAGUUGAUAAAAUAUUUGAUAGAAAAACGGUUUAUAUAUCAAAAUGCAACCAAUCGAGGCAUUCAAUAUGAAGAUGAUCAACAAACACUUGGACAGAAACUUUUGUCUAAUGCAAAGUGUACACUCAUCAUGUGUUCUAACGACAACUUAUACAAUACCAAUCAAUCAAAAUGGCAUACACUUUGCGAUCAGUUACUGGAAGAGCGUGACAAAAACUCACAGUUACAAUUGAUCUAUGUUGAUUUCUCCUAUUGUUCAUACAAACUCAAUGAUUUCAACAUUUUACGUACGACUGAAAAGAAGAAUAAUGUAAAUGUUCCACAACUGCAGACAACGUCACCACGAGAACCACCGAAAAGUGAUAAGAGUAUUAAUAUUCUACUUCUUGGUGAAUCAGGUGUUGGUAAAUCGACUUUCAUCAAUGCUUUUGUUAACUAUCUCAAAUUUUAUGAACUCAAACAAGCUGAGAAGAAUCCUAUUGUACUCAUACCUGUUUCAUUUAUUAUGACAACUGAUGAUAAUUUUACAGAACGUUUAGUCAAAUUUCAAGGAUGUGAUACUUUAAGUAAUGAAGAUCAUGAUCACCUUGGUCAAUCAGUAACUCAACAUUGUAAAUCAUAUGUGUUUACUCUUAAAGAUGGUAAAAAUCGUGAUCAAAAAUUGCGUAUUAUUGACACUCCUGGAAUAG